CGACGAAUUCGUAUAAAAACCCGGCGCCCACUCGCUCGUCCAACUGUUUAUCCAAAGUUUUUUAUCAGCGACUACAAUGUGUCGUUGUCUUGGUGUUGUGUUGAGCUGCGUCCUUGUGGCAUGCCACGUUGUAGGCGGCCGCGUGGAGAUUCCGGAUGAUUACGACACGGAACCGGUUGCCAGCAGGAGCAGCGAUAACCAGCUGGCUUUUGUCGACUAUGGCGAAGCGCCCGCGUCGAUGCGUGCGGCGGCCAACGGGCUGACGAUUCCCGUGGAUUAUCCCGAUGGUUCGUCAUCCUUGGAUGGGGAUGACGAAGAGGGCUCCCCAUCCGCGCCACGCAUUAUUAAUGGUAAUCCGGCCCCCGCCCACGAGUUCAAGUUCAUCGUCAGCCUCCGCAAGAACGGACAGCACAUCUGCGGAGGCUCGCUUCUGGCCGAUUACAAAUCGGUUAUCACCGCGGCGCAUUGCGUUUACAAAUAUGGCUUUAAGACGCCCGCCAGCAUCCUGACAGUGGCAGUAGGCAUUCGUCGGCGUUCCGGUGUAGACGCCUCCCAUGUUCUGCAAGUCGGCCGGGUCAGCGUACACCCGUCCUACGACGAAGACAGCAUCCGCAACGACAUCGCCAUCCUGCACCUGUCGCAGAGCGCCGCCGGCAUCAGCCAGGUCGCCACCGUCAAACUGCCGCCGGCCAACCGCGAGCCGGCCGUGGGCACCCUCCUGCACACCGCCGGUUGGGGCGCCACCGCCACCGGACUGUACCCGGGGACCGGCGCGGAGACCCUGCUGAAGACCACGCUGAAGGUGGUCGACCGGCAGCGCUGCAGUCGGGUGUUCGGCAGUGUGCCGGAAAGUCAGAUCUGCACCGAGAACGACCGCUCCGGAACGUGCAGCGGCGACAGUGGCGGUCCCUUGGUCAACCGGCGCGGCGACGGCGACUACCUGGUGGGAUUGACCAGCUACGGCGUCAAUGGGUGCACGCUGGGCACGGCGGACGCCUUCACCAAAGUCAGCCACUACAGCGACUGGAUCCGGCAGACGGCCAACGGGGAAUCCCCUGCUGGCGGCGGUUCUCAACCCGAUCCCAGUCCUGGCGGUGGCGGAAGCGGUGGCGGCUCGACCGGCAACUGUUUCCUGCUGGGCACCACGUUAUUCUGUCAGGGCGGCGGAGGGAUCGGUGGCGGGAUACUGCCUGGCGGAUCCGGGCAGCAGUGCUACAUUAUCAACGGCCAGAUCCACUGUAUCAGCAGUAACCCGGUGCUGUCCGGAUCCCGACAGUGUCUGGUGUACGGCAGCCGCAUUUAUUGUUACAGCGGUUAAGACAAAACGAUGUCCUAGAAUUUAGGUAUCCCGGUGGACGCAGCCGACCUUCAUAGACUUACUGGUUAGCUACGCCACAUUGAGAUUAUCAGCUCAUAUUCUGUCGUUAAGUAAGGUCGGCUGGAUAGAUUAUUACGGUAAUUAUUCCUAUCGUAAUGGUCUUUCCGCAAGUUCUAAGCAUUAUUGUUGUCGGUUUGCGAGAUAUUUAGCGUUUCCCAGUGGGUCUGGAUUCAAAGCUCUCAGUUCUGUACAUGUACAAUGAUAAACACUUCUUAA
Messenger RNA from Paramacrobiotus metropolitanus, 1594 nucleotides. RefSeq names its product chymotrypsinogen A-like. Lineage: Eukaryota; Metazoa; Tardigrada; Eutardigrada; Parachela; Macrobiotidae. Gene Ontology annotation, molecular function: serine-type endopeptidase activity. The record is from RefSeq and is a predicted model, not a curated record. The coding region runs from base 77 to 1318 and encodes 413 amino acids. The transcript is spliced from 6 exons. Gene Ontology annotation, biological process: proteolysis.